Podarcis lilfordi (Lilford's wall lizard) is the source of this 23268-nucleotide messenger RNA. The record is from the annotation of a GenBank genome assembly. NCBI's taxonomy places the organism in Eukaryota, Metazoa, Chordata, Lepidosauria, Squamata, Lacertidae.
AUGAAUCGCGGUGAAGCAAAACAUCUUGCAGAUGCUUCAGGGUCUGAAAAGUCAGAAAGAACGACAAAGAGGUCUAAAGUAUCCACCAUCCGAAGGAUAUUUGAUAUGGCGAAACAUCGAACAAAGAGGUCUUCUUUUUUCCCAACUGGAGUGAAGGUUUGCCCUCAAGAGUCAGUGAAACAAAUUUUAGCAAGCCACCAAGCUUAUUAUAGGCUAAGAGGUGAGCAUGCCACAAUUUGAACUGCUUUCGAUAUACCACGCAAUUAUUUUUGUAACAAGUACCCAUAACCUAUUGGCCACAUGUUUGCUUUUUCCUUGCAAGAAAAGACUUUGAAAGCGACUCUGUAGGCAGUGUUAUAUCUUUCCUGAUAUAAGUGGUGCAACACUGCCAGUAUAUUAAAAAUGACCGUGUGGGGUCCCAGUGUUAUACUUCAAAGUUUGGCUGUGGAGAAGUUGGUGUCAAAAUUCUCCUCAGCCAUGAAGAUCAGUGGAUGACCUAAGGCAAGUCAAUGAAAGUCAGCCUAGGCCAGCUCACAAGGUUGUCUGAUGCUAAAAUGAGAUAAUUUUUAAUGUAUUUUAUGGUGCUCCAAUCUCCUUGGAGAGAGGGUGAGGUAUAAAUGUGACAAACAGUCUAUAAGCAACAAUUUAUACUGAAUCAGACAAACAGUCAGCCUGGUCUUGUGCUGUCAAUUCUGCCUGCGUUUCAUCUCUUCAUAAGUAACCAUGUAAACCCAGGGUAACCAAAAUGGUGUCCUCAAAAUGAUGCUUGACUACAACUCCCAGAGGAUUUCACAGAGGCAGGUAGUUGACUGCUGUGGGAUAUGGGACUUGAUGAGCCCUUGGUCUUCUGAUCCAUUAGGGUUCUUGUUGUUUGUUGUUUUAUUAAAUUGCAGCUUAAUUCUAGAGAUGUUGUGUUGAACCAACAGCAUUCCAGAGGCAGCUUGCCCUCCACACACACUGAAUCCUAGUACAGCCCAAUGUGAGAGCUGUGUCACAUGAAUUUCUGGAUGAUGCAUUUUCGUUCUAGGAAAAGUAGCACAAGGCACAAGUAGGAUUCUUUUACGCCCUCCUGCAUCACUUAGAACUAUAUCUAACCUAUGGACAUCUGGAGAUUUGUGCUGCACCACGCCAAAAGAAGGGUGUUGGAGGAAGGUUUUCCAAGACACACAGGCUUUUGAGGGGCUGUUUAUAAUGAUGUAGCUGCUUUGAAUUAAAAGGAUCCAGAUAGCGUACACCUGCAGUCCAAGACAAAUUUAAUAGCUUAGUGAAGCUGUUUGAGUUUGUCUGCUAAAUAUGAUAAAUGCUGUCCCUCUUCUGGAGCAUCAGCAAAUGCAGAAAAAUUGUCAUGCAGUUCCACAUAUUUCUGCAUCUCUCAUAUUUAUGUUUUGUGAGUUAGAGUUAAGAUGUUCCGCAAGAAUGUUUGUAGAACGUAUAUAAUACAUUAUCUUGAAUAAUUCAUCAGCCGCGGUGCCAUAGGUUUUGUCACACAUGAGUUUUGCAAAUGGGUUAAAAAUGAUUCAUGUGUAUCAGGAACUUGUGGUGUUUACAGAAAAACUGCAAGCAGAUAAAUUUUCUGCCAUUUUAUAGAAUGGAAUAAAUCCAACCUAGAACUGUAAAAGUUGAUGGCUUCCUAUUUGCCCAGAAUGGCACCUGUUUUCUUCAAGACCUAAAUACCGCAAGAGGCAGCACUAUUACUAGGAUCACAGGGAUAGGAGGAGUAUGGUUAACCAUUCCCUUUCCAGCAAGAUCCUCUCCCUGCAUAGUAAUUAUGCUUAGGAAGAAAACUGGUGCUGUGUGUGCUCCUCUUUUUAUGCUAUGAUCCCAACAAAAAUCCCAUCAAAAUCCCCACAAGAUGUGGUGUGGGGCAAGGAGAAGGCAUGGCUGGGUGUGGCCUGCAGAUUGGUGUUCUCUGACUGCAGGAUUUCAUGCAUGCUCUGAAUGUUACUUGGUAUCAUUAAACAAAUAGGGAUUGAGCAGGAGAUGUAGUUCAUCUGCCAAGGAACAGUUAAAGCAUCAAAGACUAGGGGGUGGGGCGGGUUAGCAUGGUGUGCUGGCAUAUUCUGGGUAUAGCUACUUCAAUAGCCUCUGAGGUACUCCUUAGGUAGUGGUUUUACUCAGUGGUGUUUCUCUGUUUGUGGAACAGCCCCCUCAGUGUGAUAUUUCUGUCUCCUUUGCUCUUAACAUUCGGGAAGUUGAAAUAAAUUAAAAAAUUAAAAAAUUUGUCCAGUAGCACCUUAGAGACCAACUAAGUUUGUUCCGGGUAUAAGCUUUUGUGUGCAUGCACACUUACACAAAAGCUUAUACCCAGAACUAACUUAGUUGGUCUCUAAGGUGCUACUGGGCAAUUUAUUUUAUUUUUUAAUUUAUUUUUACUACAUCAGACCAUCACGGCUACCUACCUGAAUUCGGGAUGUUGUUUUUUUAUAUCAUUGUAUUACCCUUACAAAAAAGUACCCUAAGCAGCUACCUAGAAUGAACUAAUAAGGAUGGAAAAGAAAGUUGCACAGUGAUUAACCCUUUUAUUUCAGCAAGACUAUGGCAGAGAUGGUACUCUUGAGAAUGCAUUAUUGAAUUCACCAAGUCACAAUGUUUGCUUCCUUGAAGUAACUGUUUUGGGCUUCCUUGGCAAUUUCCCACUCAAAUCUAUGUUGAAUUUGGUAGCACCAUGGCAACUUUUAGCAAUCAGUUCAACAACACUUAAAUCUUGCAUGUCACCAGGUCCUGUGCACCAUUCAAGUUUCUGUCCAUGGAUGCCUCCCGUCUGGUUGGUUCCAUGGCCAACUGUUUUAGGUUAGUCAUUAAGGGCACCUAGAAAUGUUACCUCUUUUUCAUCACUGGAACAUUGUAAUCAAAGUUACUCAUUAUUACAAUGUUUCUUCCUACGGCUUCCUCCUUUAUUUCACUUUAUAUCUCAAAAUCACUCUGGAUGUUUUCAACAGGGGAUGAUGGUACCUUCCUAGUACUAAAUUACUCUUAGGGCCUUGUAUUGCCACCUAAGUGAUUCUGUGGAGAAGUCCUUUUUGGAUUUCUAGUUCAUUCGAUACUAUAGUAAAGAAUGUUGUGACUCCUAAUAUGCCCUUUUGGUUUGUAUUUGUAUCCAGAGAUAGCCUUGUCCCACUGGCUUUCUCUCCACUUCACCAUGUUUCUGUUUUGCCCAUUAUAUUGAUGCUCUCCUUUAAAAUCAAGCACUUCAUUGGUUCACCCAUCUUGGCUCAGAAGUUUCUAGCAUAUAAACACACGUACAUGGUGCCUCUCUCCAAAUUUCUCUGGCAUGUGUGUUUUCCUCUAUGGUGCUUUGGCCUUUGUGAAUGCCUGUCAUGCCCCUCUGCACUUUCAUUGCCUAGUUACUCUAAUCAAAAACAUUUUCACCCUCAUCCCUUAGGGAUGAUUCAUCUGUAACUGCACGGCCCUCCCCUCCAAUUGGCUUUUUCCUAGGGAUCAGUUUAAAAGUUGCUCAGCCACCUUUUAAAUUUAAGUGCAAGCACUCUGGUUGCACUCUGGUUCAUGUGGAGCCUUUCUAGAGGUCUGGCUGGGCCCAAAAUAUUCUCCGGGGCCUAAUAAAUCUAAAACAUCCAUCUCAUGCACACAUUGAGACUCAUCAGCUGUAGAUGGCCUCACAUGUGGAAGAGGUUGCAUUUUAGAGAAAUUACCUUGGAAGGUUCUGCUUUCUACCUAGCAACCUAAACUUUGCUGCCAAGAUCACACAACUACUUUCCCUCAUGUCAUUGAUACCAAUACGUACCAUGAUCACGAUCUCCUCCUGAGCUGUACAGGCUAUCUAGAUGACUUAUGAGUUGUGAUCUGCCAUUUUGCACCAGGCAGGCAAGUCACCAUGCGGUCUUGCACACUCAUCACAAACCCAGCUAUGUUCUGAUUUAAUCACCCACUGCCAGGAGCCCCUGACCCACUGAAGGAAGUAUUAUCAACGCAAAGGUUAUUUAUUCAUCCUCCAAGGAAUGAGCCCAUUCAAAGGGAUCAUUUCAAAAGAAGGAAUAUAGUCACAUCUAUCAUAUCACUUUAAACAGAAAGCAGUGGGGAGGGGGACAUAGUUCUUAUUUUGUGCACAUACUUUUGUAAUAUUUCUUACCUGUUCCGUUAUUUAUAAUUUACUGUAGUAUUAAAGCUUCCGGUGGCAAAGGCUUCUUUUGUUAGGCAGUUGGAUUAGUUGAUGGCUCAUCAAUGGGUUAUUUAUUCACAGUAUUUACCACUUUUCAGGCAAACCUCACAAAGCAGUUUACAUAAGAUUACUACAACUGUCAGCAUUGCUUUUUAAGAAACAGUUGCAACAGAAUGGAUAAGGCAGUUUGUCUGUUUGGAAGAAGCUGCUGCUUCUCCCCUCCCCUCUGGGCAAGGUGGUCCUUCAGAGCCCCCAUCCCCUCCCCCCCAUGGUGGCAGUUGGGCGGUAGGAGAGGCCACAGAGGGAUAUCAAUGGUGACAGUUCCUCAAGUUUCUUUCUUCUCCCCUCCCCUCAGGAGAAUACUUUAUUUAUGAAUUGCUUCCCAUGAUACCUUCCAAAGUGAUUCACAAUAUGAUCAAAGUUAUAUCUCUUAAAACGGUUAAAGCAAUUGCAUAUAUAAAAAAGCAAUCAUAUACAGGCACACAUACAACAACAGCAGAUACAUCAAAUCAAAUCCAGCAUACCAACUUUUGCUACCAAUUUAGAUACCCAAAUACUAAUAAUGAUGAUGAUAAUAAUAAAGGUGCAUUGAUUAUUUAGUAUGUAAACUAGUCUGUCUCCUAGUAUUCAGCGAUGGUAGUCUACUGUAAACUUUUGGGUUUAUUUGCCUAAAUUAUGUCUUAUACUACUUUUCCUAACUAUCCAAUAGUAAGAUACAGAUUGCAGCUGCGUGAGCUUAUUUCUGUAAUCAGUCCCAAACCUGAGUUGAGCAUCAAAUUAUGAUGCCACCCUGGGCCUUCACGCAGGGCAGCAACACCUAUGACAGCACUUCAUGUUGAUUAUACGAGAUGCGCAAUAAUGCUUCUAUGUGUGGUUAUUCACCACCAUAUGAUUAAAGAACAGCAGUUGUUCUUCCCAAUUAUGAAGUGUGAGAAUAUCUGUCUUUAUGAGGUUUGUGAUAAAAGCUUACGGAAUCUUUUUUUCGUUCUUUCGUUCAUUCUUUCUUGCAUCCAUUCUUCCUUGCAUUUUCUCUCUCUAUGCAGUCCUUGCCUAUAUAUUCUACAAAUGGAUUUUCAAAAACAUUAGCAAAAUUAAAUUGCAUAGCAAUUCUUGAUUUUAGACUGCAGUUCUCUUCAUGCAUAUGGGAUUGAGCUUUAUUUUUCAGGACUGUCUUUAAGGUAUGGAGGUUUUUAUGUCAUGAGUUUCAUUGCAUCUAGAAACUAUGCAUUUCAUAUCCAGGUGAAUAUGGAAAGAACUCCCACAGGCACCUGUUAUAUUAGGGUUCAAAAAGUAAAAUUCCUGACACCUACAAAGUUGUUGAGCCCCGAAAAUAGUGAUUUUAGGCUUUUAGGCUUUUAGCGGUUUCUGCUACUUUUUCCACCAUAUUGCCAUACAUCUGGGUUUUUCCUGGCACCAAGCACUUCCUGGCCAGCCCCAGAGGCACCAUGCACCUCGGAAGCUUGUAGCCUGGGCUGCUGCAACAAACAGCUGUGCAAGCUUUUGGUAGGUAGAAAUGUGAGAGGGCAUCAGAGAAGGGAGAGAAGGAAAAAGGGACAGAGGCCAGUGUUGCCCACGGCACUCCUGACCAUCAUUCAAGGCAUCGCAGGGUGCCAUGGCACACUAGUUGAAAAACCCUGUUCUGGGGAAAGGCCCUGGCUGCCAGUUUCCUCCUCUUCCUUAGUUUCCAUGUUGCUUUUGUAGAGCUCAGCAGGAAGGAUGGAGGCAUUAGAAGUAGAAUUAGUUGGCUCUGCCAGUCAUUGGCUCUAGCGCCACCUGCUGUUGGCUCCCUCCUUUCUGCCCCACCAGUUCCAAUGUAUACCAGCCACUACUGCCAUCUUCCUUUGCAUCUAUACCCUCCAUCCAUUGUUUGAGGACAGGAUAUUGUGCUAAAAGCAUUGGAUCAAGGCCACCAUUGAUAUAUCUCCCUCCCCAUCAAAAAAAAGGGGGGGAGAACCAAUUGAAAUUUGUUUUUGGCUUGUUUUUUCCUCUCAAAAACUUCCCUCAGACAACAUACGUUUCAGCUCCCUUUUAAAGCUAUUCAAGCUGGUUUGUACGAUAUGGCAAAAAAACAAAUCCUUGUUGCUUUUCUUUGUUAGGAAUUAAUUAAUGGGCUUGUGUAGUCUGACAUGCACACAUUCAUUUAUGAACAGCAGGUUGUUAAAUAUUUGUGUGCACGUUAGUCCUCCUUUUUGGAGCUUGUUGUAUUAAUUGCACUAGGCUGCUGACAGAGGCUGAGCAGAGGGGACUCUUGGAACUCUUCCUUGCAGCCAUGAGAUUUUACCCUACUGUGUGUUUGUUCUGAAGCGUCAUCCCAGCCUUAUUAGUUUUGUGCCUUUGCACAUGCUUGCUUUUAUUUCCCCAAAUGAUACAGAAGCCAGCAGUUGUUCCACAGCUGCGAUGGCUGUUAUUUUCCACCAGUAGCUACAGUUUUGGCAUGCGGUUCGGUUAGUUAUUCAGCAUCGAGAGGGAGCACUUUAACUUUUAACAAAUUAGAGCCAAUGUACAAAAGAGGAGAGUUGUUUCCAUGGGGACUAUACAUCAAAGCAGGUUUUCUUUUCUUUUUCCUGGAGGGUCAUUUGAAACGACAACAAAUGAAGCAGGAAUAUAGAUGCAUAGGACCACAUAAUUAUACUUCAGACAGUAUAACAUUUAUGAGUCAAUAGAUUCUGGGGGGGUGGGGAUAAAAUGUACACUAGAAUUGGCAUUAUCUAUGGCUAGAUUAUUUCCAUCUGUGCCUAGGCAAUUCUUUCUGUGGAACAAUAGGAGAGUUUUUCCCUUUUACCACAGGAUUCUGAUCCCGCUUCAGUAGCUUGGUUACUGUUCAAAUGUAAUGAAUGAGAGGGCAUGCCCAGAGAAAAACACUUUUUUUCAGAAAUACACCAUUUCAAGAGCAUUUUUGUAUCAUAUUGGUAGUCCUACACUGUAAAAGGCUGCAGUAGGAGCCAUGAGGAUCAGCUGAUAAAUAACUAUGCUUUCAGUAAAGUGUGGGUUUUAAAACCCUUUGAAAACCAUUUCAGGAAUUAUCUGGGCAUGAAUGUGAGGAAAAUACUUUACUUCCAAUAGGAACCAGCCAUAGUCACCUUUCGUUAUUGCAGCAGCACUAGGAACUAGUUCUGGUGGCUAGCUUUAGAUUUUAUAGGGUACAGGUAUAAAGCACUGUGAAAUCCUGGGGUGGGGAAUAGUUUUGCAAGGUCUAGAACAGGAAAUAAAAACUGGGUGGGUGUAUGUACUCAAAUGAUGGUUCUGUAGUAUUGCCACCAAAUAUCUAAAAAGCUAUUACUUGGCCCAUAGCUCGAAUCUCUUGUUUAUAUGAUUUGUUGUCACCAAUUCGCCCCACCUCAAUCAGUGCAGCUUUUUGCAAACAGCAGUUUCAUCUAUCCAAAUCUCUGAUUAUUCAGAUGCUAAUACAUGCGCAACUUGCACUUGCCCUUCAAAGCACUUUCUUUCCCUCAAAGAGUUCUGGGCACCAUAGUUUACCCCUCACAGAGUUAGUUUCCAGCAACCCUUAACAAACUACAGUGCCCCGAAUUCAAAGGUAGUUAAUGUGCUUCAAAUGUGCACUAAAUAUGUUUAGUGUGUACAGAGCCUUGGAGUAGUAGGGGUAUAAAACAUGUCUCACAGGGAGUUAGAGUUGACAUAUUUUAUUGCAGCAGAAGCCUGUUUGAUUGAGGUAGAAAAUCAAGAGGAAAGGCAUUUCUCAUUAUUGUACUUGCCAGGGUAUUUCCACCUGUCAAUGUAACUUUUAAAAGCCACUCUUUGGAGCCUGCUAUUUUAUUUACUACCAUCAUACUUAGAGCAAUUUUCCUGCCAUAGGCCUGGUUCUUCCAACCACACAUUGCCGCUUGAUCAUAACCCCAGCUAAAGGAGCCAACAGUUCAAUAACCACCCCAUACCCAUGAUUUUCACUAUUGAUUAAUCUGAAGAAAUUAGUGCUUCAUGACUGAGUUAACAUGUUCACCUCCUAAUUACAGCUGAGCAAGCUGCUGUCCUUUCUCUAUGUCUUCCCUUCGGCUGAGACCUCAUGAUUUUCUGAAACAUUUUUUAAAAAAUCAUUUUGAGGAGAAGGCUGAAUAGAACUAUAACCAUGUAGAAUUACAGUCGCAAAAAGGCAUAUCACUGGGGAAACAAAGUCUAUCGUUUGGAGUAAGUGGCUUUACUGUAAGCUUUAUUGAACAAAUAAAUAAUUACUUCUGAGUAACUCCCACUUAAGUGAAAUGCCCUCCCAAUGCAUAUUUAUCAGGCUAAUCUUUCUAUGCACAUCUGGCAAAAACACGACUGUUUUGGAAGACAUUUGAUUAUUUUAUUGGCUUUGUGGUUUUGUUUCUGUUCCUCUAUUACUGUUUUUUGAUAUAUGAAUGUUGUGUGUGUGUAUGUCCAUUUUUAGUAGGUAUUUUAUGGUAUUGUGUGACGUUCUUAUACUGUAAGCUGCUUUGAACAAAUCUGUAAAAAAAUGAACAAUGAAAUAAACAUAUGAGGACUAGUUCUGACUAAACAUACUGAUGAGCAUACUGCACAUUUCUUCCCAAAAGGAAAAGAAUGGGUGUAGGGGGGUGGUUUCGCCCAGCUUUGAAGUUGCUAGACAAUUCUAAAGAGAGAGGCCACCAGUGGUCCUUUUGCUUCUCAAAAAAGUUAGAACUAGCAAGUGAUUGAAUGAGCUUCAGAGUUUGGGCAAUUUGGGUAUUUGUGGAGCAGAGUUCCAUGUAACCCAACAUUUAGCUGCAUGUGUGAGACAGACUGAAGCAUUAGUAAGGGAUCAAACACCUUUAAGUCUCUAUACUGGUGCUGUUACUAAAUCAAGAUUAAAGUUUUUGCCCAGUAAAGUGCAGGCAUUCUUAUUCUGUUUUCUCAGUCUGCCAAGAAGCUGUAUGGGAAGCCUUCCGGAUCUUUCUGGAUCGGAUUCCAGAUGCAUCAGAAUACCAGAAUUGGGUCACCGCCUGUCAACGAGACACUUUCUGCAUAUUUGACAUUGGGAAAAAUUUCAGUAAUUCUCAGGAGCAUCUGGAGAUAAUUCAACGGGUAAGACCUAAAGACUGUGUUUUCUCACACAGAAGAAUGUCUCUUUUAAAAGACCAAGGCAUAUCAAAAAAAGAUUUAAAGGGUCCACGGUGGAAAAGAAAUGGCAUUAGACUGAAUCAUGGAAUAAUGAAAGAAGAAACUUGCAAGUAAUCUGUUUUUCUCUUUUUAAAUCUUUUUGCAGCGAGUAAAACACAGAACCUUCCAGGAUAGGUAAGUAAACCAAAAUAAGAGUUCUCUUCAGUUGAUGUUCCUGCCUCCUGUAAACAAAAAUGUAAAAGGUAUGUAAGCAUUUUGAAUGUUAUGUAGCUUAUGUGCAUGACAUACAUUUAUUACACCUGCUACAGUUAAGAAGAGUGUAAAAAAUCCUCUAAGUCUGGUGUGUCCAUGAGUGACUGCCUCUAAAGGGUGAGUGAUUCAGAAUCACACUCUGUUCAUAAAUAAUUUGAUCCACAAUCCUAUCCAGGAAGAUUUGGGCAUUAGCUAUUGUAGGCUGAAGAUCUUUCAAUCUCCAAAACAAUUUCUAAAUAGACAUAAUGCAAUAUUCACAGGAGAACUGAGAUGGAUAAUGUCAAGAUUGAAGUCAUAUAAAGUUAUUUACUUCUGACUGUAUAUUUGUUUGUUGUUUAAAAUUCCAUGAAUUUUUCAAUAAUGUGCCCUGUUACAUAUACCAUUCUGUAAUCUGGUUUUUAUCAACAUUUCCAAAUUCAAGAUGUCCAGUCCAAACCCUUUUUAAACAGUUCUUGUGAUCUCAUAUGAUUGGAGUAAAGUCUGGCUAGGAAACCUCACAAAUUCCACUUUCAGCAGAGUGUGAAAGUUGAUAUAUAAGUUUCCUUUUCAUUGGUUCUCAUGACUAACCACUUGUGUGAGCUGUUAAAUGUACAAGAAAGCAUUCCUGUGGCUUUAAUCUGAGCUUUAGCAGCCACCAGAUCAAGCAGAAAGAAUUUUGAGAAGACCUUUUGUUUGGAAAGAUGUUACUUUAGAUACAAGUGUGUUCUUGAUCUGGCCAGUUAUAAUCUGGGAGAGAGAGAAAAGAACAUGGAGUCCUCUUCAUUUGUUCAUUCUUUCUGAUUGCCAAACUCUUUUCUCCUUACAGUCCUCCCCUCCCCCUCACUCCAAUCAUUCCUCCUCUGGCAAUGCCAUAGUAAUAAGAGGGCAUGCUUUGGAUGCAUAAUGUCCCAAAAUAAGCCUCUGCAUGGCACCUCUAGUUGAAAGUUACCAGAUUGCAAAGGUAGAGGAUUGAGAGAAUUUGGCAAAUGGAUAUUUUAGAAAGGGUCGACACCCUAAAUUAGAAGAACGUUUAGCUUGUCACAAUGUAAGACAAGACCCUCAAAGAAGGAGAACAUAUAGAUUUCCUGACUUUCAUCUGUUGUGUGGUAGCCACAUGAGGUGCUGUGUCAUGCAGAAUAUUGGAACAAUUCAUCAGAAAGGAAAGGAAAUAUUUUACCUCCGUGAAAAUGACCCCUGUAGUUGUUUGUUGUGGCACUUAUUCGUUUUAUUUACUAUUGCUUCCACUACUACUCUUUUGAAAUUGGAACAGUUUUGUAGAGGGCAAAAAUUAAAGGAACAGCGUGAAUGGAGAAAAAUUGAGUUAUAGGACCAGUUCAAGCAUCACUGUAGAAAGAAACAGAAGCAGUCUUUUACAUUGCCUAAAAAAUAACCCUACAAGAGUUCAUUACAAGUUUAAACUGAAGUGAGGCUACAUUUGGUGCACUUGUAUAUGAAUUGGUUUUCCCUUCUGAGGCCUUCACAUCAUUGCCUCACCUUACCUUUCUCUGCUUGUUUUCUGUUAUACCCUUUUAUGACCUUCACUCCUCCAACUCUAUUAGCCUCAGCUUUUUGCUCUCUUAGAAGCAGGCACAGCUGGCAAUGAUGAAGCUGGUUGUUAUCCCUCACUGCCCCCUGUGUCUGAGCUCCUUUUCUGACUAUGAGAGCAGAACCACCUUUUUAUUUCAAAUCCCUCCUCAGAACGCACUGGUUUCUUAAGGAUUUUGGUAUAACCCCUUAAUUCUCCUCCCCAGCUUUAAGCAAGUCCAUGUAAUAUUAAAAACACGAUAACAUCAAACAUUAAAAACUUUCCUAAACAUGGCUGCCUUCAGAAGUUUUCUAAAAGUCAAAUAGUUGUUUAUUUCCUUGACAUCUGAUGGGAGGGCGUUCUACAGGGCUUUGGAUUUCACACUUCUCUGAAUUUUGCGCUGUAGCUCUUGGUUUUAAGGACAUACACAUUUUUAAUGUAUAUUCUAGGAUAAAAUGGAAGGAACUUGAUAUCACAGUAAACAUUGCCGGAUGGAACAAUCACCUGUUCUGGGGAUUUCCCCCAUCCCCACCUUGAGCCAAUUUUGGGAGGGUGGGGGGUAGAGAUGGGGGGAAAGCAAGUUGUGCAAGUUCUUUGUGUAGGACUUCCACUGAUAGGACUCAUUAGUUGAAUCUCACCCAGUGUGUUUAGAAAAUUUUACUUUGAGAUAGAAAAUGUAUUUAAAUCAUUUGUGAAAAAACAAAUAUAUAAAUAUAAAUUUUUGUAUGGAUUUAUUUUUUUUAAAAAAAAGAAACAGGAUGGCAUUGAAUUAGGAAUAAACAACUUGCAAAAUGGACAGAGACCAGAAACAGACUGAUUCAUUCAUGGAUAGUGUUGUUGUUGUACUAUUGACAGAAAUGUUUUAAUUAUUGGGGGGGGGUAUUUAGAAGCAUUUAUUCCAUUAUUUGGGCUGUGUCUAUAAAACUAAGGCACCUGCCCAGCCAACAUAAGCAGUUUUAAGUUCCAUUGAUGUAAGUGCAAAGAGGAAUGAAAUAGAAGAUUCAUUAUCCUAUUGAGACCAAUAGAACUUUAGAGAAUACCUAGUUGAAUCAAGGCCUUAAUCUGUAUGUCAAAGAGGAAAGAAUUCCUGUUCCUUUCAUCUUCGCUGCAUAAUUUACAGUGUUCCUUAUUUCUCUCUGAUAGAAAAGAGGAAAUUUCUACAGAGAAAACUAGUGGCAAAAAAAUUGAAGAACCUUCUGUUGCUACAGGUAAAUUAAAAGAUGCCAUGUGUUUCUAUCCAUUAACCCUGAGUAUUAUUGUUACUUGUUGUUCAGAACUCUGAAAUAUAAUGGGUGUCGCAAGUGAAAUAUGCUAAUGGCAUAUGUUUGGAUUAUAAGUCUCAUAUCUUUCCCGUAGCUUUCAGUGCUUAAACCAGAGCGUUUAACUGUGCACUAUUCAUCUUGUUUCUGCUGUAAAAUACUUCUCAGAAAAGCUGCUGCGGUUUGCUAAAAGAAAUAAUCAGGCAGGAAAUUGGCAACACAGAAUUUCAUCUGGAUGGGGUUUGAUGGUAUGUUGUUGAAGGUAAUGCUGUUGUUCGGGCAACUGCAUGAAUGGCUUUCAAAAACUAAAUGGCAGCAUUGAAGGGGCCAUUUUGGUGUGUGAUCCUAGCAGGGAUGUAGGAGGUUCAAAAUCUUUGCCCCUGCUAUGGUUCUAGUCUGUGUUGGGCCCCUCCCUCUGUACCUGCUAUUUGCAUUGAAAUAAAACCUUCCACUUGCACCAAAAGUCUUUCUUCUAGUGCAAAUAGUAGGUACAGGGCUCCUAAUCUGGACUGGGGCUACAGCAGAGGAACAGAGGCUUAAAGCCCCUACAGUCCCACCCCAGUCAAGCUCCUGAUCUGAAUUGGGGCCCUUAUGCCUACUAUUUACUUCAAAACAUUCUUUACGUAAUUGUUAAUUGCCUGAAUGGUGGCACAUGUUGUUUGGCCUUUAAAGUGAAGUUCUAACUCAUGGUGAAUUCAGUGAGUCUUACUCUUAAAUUAGUGUGCAUAACAUUGUCACCCCAAUCUGUGCCUUUGUUUCUCUUGAAUUAUAUACAUCACAAGAGGUAAAUGUAUAUUUUAAUUCAUCGCUUAGGUUCCAAUUGGUUCUGUUAUUUUGCUAAUUCACAUUAUUUGCUUCUUGGGCAAAGAAAGAACUCCCACACCUGUUUUUAACCCGCUCUCUACCUUUACUGCACACAGCAGCCCCUACAGGCCCCGUUGUCGACGACACCAAAGUUCCUGUGAAGGUGAGGGCACAUUAACAUUCCAUAUCGCUAGCCAAUUGCUCUUGGUUUUCUGACUCAGUGACUUGUGUGCCAUUAAAGAAAGCCAUUAGGUUUUCUCUAUAUUCACUUCAGUUAUGAUGUAAAUGUUGUAUUAGCAUCUCUCCUGUGAGCUAAUUUUGAAUGAUGCUUCCUGCCCACGCUUGUGGAAAAUAAUGGUCAUUUGAAAUGGCUUUAAAGCAAAGGUUUCACCCACCAGUGUUAAUCAAGGCUUUUUGUCCUUAUUGCAUAAUCCAUUCCCAUUACACAAACAGAAGCCUAUGCUUUGCUAUGAAAGGGGUGGGAAAACAAAUCAAAGUUUUCUUUUCUAGCUUCUGGGAAUGAGGGAAAAGGCAUUGAGGAAACAUUGGUCGAGGGAAAAGCCCGCCAGGAAUUCAUGUAAGGAAUACUUUGAAAUACUGGCUGGUAUACACAAAGUAACCACAAAGCCAUGACCUGGGCAUACCUUGGUCCAUUGUCAGGACCAUUCCAACUUGCCCAUGCCAUUCAUGCAAUCAUUCUAGAAACCUAUAUGUUAGGGUCAUUAGCAAAGCUGUGUGCAUUUUGCGACGUGCUCCCCAAUAGCCCUUUCAUUGUCAUAGAGGAUUCUACAAAUCUUCAGCUGUAGUCUUCAGACUCACCAGAGCAUCCUCUGUGCCAUUACAAGUUAUCAUGGGAUGCACCUCUCAGUUUUUGCAGCAUAGCUGGGCAGUGAGGGAAUGAAGUAUUGGGAUAGAUGUUAUUUAAACUUACAUAUUUUUUACAUCCUGUCAAAUCAUCACAGUAGCCCUACCCACCAACCCAAGGGAAUCAUAGAAUCAUAGAGUUGGAAGAGACCACAAGGGCCAUCGAGUCCAACCCCCUGCCAAGCAGGAAACACCAUCAGAGCACUCCUGACAUAUGGUUGUCAAGCCUCUGCUUAAAGACCUCCAAAGAAGGAGACUCCACCACACUCCUUGGCAGCAAAUUCCACUGUCGAACAGCUCUUACUGUCAGGAAGUUCUUCCUAAUGUUUAGGUGGAAUCUUCUUAGAUGGAAGACCCAAGCAAACUGGUGGCUGGCAUCAGAACCACUAAGGGCACCCCACUUGACUUAUUCUUGGAAAAGUCUCAGCUGAAAAUAGCAGUGACUGGUACAUCUCCUUGUUGUGAUGCUGUUACUGAUUGUCUCAAUCUACGACUGGGAGAUGUUGCUUCUACAGGGAUUUCAGAACAUGGGAAAAUAUAGACAUUUUCAUGCUGAUAGUUUUCUAGGAAGUUGUAACUAAUAUGCAUAUUCAUAUACACAUAAAUAUUCAUGAUUUUAGAGAUUAGUGCUGUAUUCAGCCUUUUAAUACAAAAUCAGUUGGUGUAGAUUCUGUGCCCAGUUAUUUUUAAAUGAUAUGUGCAUGCAUCUUUAAGAAAUAUCACACAAAAUUUAUUUAAAAUAUAGAACUAAAUAAUUUAAAAUAUAGAACUAAAUAAUAUUAGUGAGUUCUGCGACAAGGUGUUGUAGUGUAGAGUGCUGGCUUGAAGCACAAGCCAGCCAGUAUUCCAUUCCCCUUCUCUAGUUUUUUGUUUCCUUCUUCUUCUUCUUCUUCUUCUUCUUCUUCUUCUUCUUCUCCCCAGAACCUUCAACUUUUUUCUCCUUUUACCUUGUCUCCUUUCCCAAAGUUUGUGUGUGCAUGUGCAUGCUUCUGCUAACCUCACGGGUUAAUACCUCUGUCUUGUGUGUGGAUGGUGCAGUUUUGAUCGCAUAAGAUUGGCAGUCAGAGAAUGAGUUCACUUUCAGUAUACAGGAUAUUGGGUGUUGCCCAGGUAGGAUGGCAACUCAUUUCCUCUCCUGUUCUUCUCAGGAGCCAAAGCCAGAGGUCCCGAACAUAGUCCCCGAACGUCCUGUGGAGCAGAUGGUGGAGUUCAGUGUGACCCUCACUGACCAGGAGUAUACUCCAGAACUGAGUGAUCCUACAUCUCCUCAGUACCAGAAACUAGCUGAAAAAUUUCAGCUUCAAGUAAGAGCGCUCAGUUAUUCAAUGACAAUACAACUUACGCUUGUUUGAUUAGAGGGUUGGUUUGGUUUGGGUUUAUUUAGUGGGACAUUAUAGACAGUGAUAAAUAAGAAAUGUGUCUCUUGUCUGCUUUGCUGUGUGUUGAUAUAGAGUAGUGAAAUUAUUUAGACUGAAAUCUGUGGGAAGUUGCUUAGGUUUGUGUUUCCCAAGUAGUUCAGAUUUGCAAGGAAAUAAUGAAGAGCUCAAUAUAGGCAAGUUAAGCGCUUUUAAACCUCAUUGAUUUGAUACGGGAAGGUCUUGUUCUUUCAGCAAAUGAUAAGCAGUCCCAUGUUUCAGUGGGGAAGAUGCAUCAGUCCAUGCCAACUGUUCAGUCCACAGUUUUGUACAUGUGCAUGCCAGUGUCAAAUCAAUAUCGAGAUGCCAAGCUAAGUAAAGAGCUUUCUGCCAUACAAACUAAUUAAAAACACUAGUCCUUGGUUUUAGCAAGGUUUAAAGUACAGCGGGUGGUGCUGUGGGUUAAAGCCUCAGCGCCUAGGACUUGCUGAUCGAAAGGUCGGCGGUUCGAAUCCCCGUGGCGGGGUGCGCUCCCGUCGUUCGGUCCCAGCGCCUGCCAACCUAGCAGUUCGAAAGCACCUUUGGGUGCAAGUAGAUAAAUAGGGACCGCUCACCAGCGGGAAGGUAAACGGUGUUCCGUGUGCUGCGCUGGCUCGCCAGUUGCAGCUUCGUCACGCUGGCCACGUGACCCGGAAGUGUCUGCGGACAGCGCUGGCUCCCGGCCUAUAGAGUGAGAUGAGCGCACAACCCUAGAGUCUGGCAAGACUGGCCCGUACGGGCAGGGGUACCUUUACCUUAAAGUACAUAGGCACUGUGUUCAAGAACCAGUUUGCCUGAUAACCCAGCACCAGAACCUGAACCCACAUUUCACAGAAACCAGUUGACGCUCUACUACCCUGGACCACGCUAGCUGUCAGGAAGUAGUAACAGUGACGACAUUCUGGGCUUAUGGUAAUUGCUCUUUAUAUCAGUUGGAACCUCAGUUAGUUUAAAAAUUCAGUCAUUCAAAAUAGAGAACACCGCUUGCUCCUAACUCUUACGUCCAACACUGCAAAGGUACCCUGCACAAUUUGUGAGCCAUUAAGCCAACAGCCAUCCAUGCAGGGGUGCCAACUUGAAUAAAAUAUUGUGGGGGCCCAGGUAAGCCCUGCCCCGCAUAAUUGAUCAAAUGAUGCAGUCCACACACACCAUUUGAAUGGGAAUGCCCAUCAACUUUGGGGGGGCAGCCCCCUCAAAUACUUUCUAAUGGGGGCUGAAGGUCCCAUAGCCCCUAGAAGUUGGCUCCUAUGCAUCUAUGGUUGCCUAAAGAUUCAGACUUCCUGUUUUGGUUGCCUACCUGAGACUGCAGGGUUGAAGGGGGAGGUGGUCAAGUACCUGCAUGUCCCACAAUAUGUGAUUGGUUGGUUGUGUUCAGGGUUGAAUACUUAGGUGUGCGCAAAUUAUAUGAACUGUACAUUCUCUCUUGAUGUUUAUAGAUAUGGUAGCAGGAGGAACAGUGAGGUGGUGAUUAUCUUGUGGGGUAGAAAUGAUGUGGCCCUGGAGAACCCCAUGUUGACACACACAUUUACUUCAUCUUUAGAUGUAUCAGGGAGAUCACAAAAGUGAUUGUGUCAAGCUGCUGCUUAAAACUCACCAGGGGAGAAGGGGGUUGAGCUGACCCACAUUGUGAAAAGGAUCAAUUCUCAUGGGGUGGUUCUUCAUUAUCCCUUAGCUGAUGCCUGUUCAUGCAUUUCGGGAAAAUUUGGUUUGGAAGGAGACCUCUAAAAGCCUGUUUAGCCAUUUAGAUUAUGCUGUGUGAACAUGAUGUGGUGUUUUCCAUUGUGGAGCCCAGCCUUUGGAAUUCCUUCUCCCUAAAUAUGACAGGUAUUGACCUUACCUGUAUUUUGACAUCUGCUAAAGACAUUUAUUUCACCAAACAUUUGCUGAUCACACACAGACACACACACACACACCAACCUUCAUCUGAGGAUCAAAGAUGGUUUGCCAUAUAAAAACACAAAAAUAAUUAACAUAGUUACAAACAAAACAAUACCCUCCCAGUUUAAAAGGCCAUAAAAUAUUUAAUUUGCCAAAGGCCUGGGAGAGGUGGAAUGUUUUCACCUGGCACCUAAAGGCAUGCAAUAAAGGCGCCAGACCAGUCUCCAUGGGGAGAGCAUUCCACAGGGAACCAUUGCAGAAAAGGCCCGCUCUCAUGUUGCCACCCUCUGGACCUCUUGUGAAGGGGGCACACGAAGAAGGGUCUUAUGAUGAUCACAGGGUCUGGAUUAGCUGCAGGAGAUGUGGUCCUUGAGGUAUGGCAAUGCUGAGCCAUCUUGAAUUGGGCCCAGAAACUAAUUGGCAGCCAGUGCAGUCUUGUCCCGGUGAGCAACUCGGCUGCUGAAUUCUACACCUCCUGAAAUUUAUGAACUGUCUUCAGAGGCAGCCCCACAUAUAAUGCAUUGCAGUAAUCUAACCUAGAGGUUACCAAAACAUAGAUGACAGGAGUUGGCUAUCCCUGUCCAGAUGGGGUGCAGCUGGGUCACCUGCAGAAGCUGAUGGAAGGCACUCUGUGACACCAAGGCCACCUGAGCCUCAAGUGACAGCAAUUGAUCUAGAAGUACCCUAAAACUAUGUGCCUUCUCCUUCAGAGAAAGUGUAGCCCCAUCAACAACAGGCCACCUCUCAUCCAUCAAGUCUAGGAAACCACUUGGUGCCUCGGUCUUAUCUGGAUUGAGAUUCAGUUUGUGGCUCUCAUCCAGUUCGUUACUGAGGCAAGAUAGUGUCCCGGCACACUCACAGUCCCCCUUGCAGAUGUAGCCUUCAGUGAUGUGUUUUCUAUUUUUUUCUGAUGUGGAUUGCUGUGUUUAAUUUACUACUGUUUUAAUAUUUUCUGUAAACUGCCCUGAGAUUUGAUAAUGAAAGGUGGCAUAUGAAUAUUUUAAAUGUUGUUGUUUAGUUGUUUAGUCAUGUCUGACUUUUCAUGACCCCCUGGACCAGAGCACACCAGGCACUCCUGUCUUCCACUGCCUCCUGCAGUUUGGUCAAACUCAUGUUGGUAGCUUCGAGAACACUGUCCAACCAUCUCAUCCUCUAUUGUCCCCUUCUCUUUGUGGCCUCAAUCUUUCCCAACAUCAGGGUCUUUUCCAGGGAGUCUUCUCUUCCCAUGAUUUGGAGCCUCAGCUUCACGAUCUGUCCUUCCAGUGAGCACUCAGGGCUGAUUUCCUUCAGAAUGGAUAGGUUUGAUCUUCUUGCAGUCCAUGGGACUCUCAAGAGUCUCCUCCAGCACCAUUUUUUAAUAUUUUAAAUAAAUAGACAAAAUAAUAGAACUAUGUGUGCUUGUAAAAACAAAAACAAAAAAAAAACACCUUAACAGGAAGACGCUUCUAUCUCAAAUCCUCUGGGCAUGUUCCAAGAUGGUACAGGCCUAUGAGAGGCCUAUACCACUGUGCUGCACUCCUUCUCCUCAGGUGGUUUAAGCAUCUGUUCCCCCGUUGCCAGCAUCCCCUCAGCAGCAUAAGACAGACUAUAGAGUUACCCAGUCAGCAGAGAGCAUUAGUCGUACUACACACCAUUAGGAAAAGUCAUUUGAGCCUCAUCAGGAAUUAAUGGACAGUACUUUGUAGCGAUUUCAUUUCAACAAUAAACCUAAUGAGCAAUCUAAAUACGAAUGUUGAAUGAAAUUAGCCACUGUUGUCUGAACUACUUUUCAAAGGAAGCUGCCAGGGGACCCAAAAUCACACAUUCUCCUCUAUUCAUUUGGGCAUUAUCCCAUUUCCUCUGAGUUAGAGGAGAGAUGGCAUGUUUAUAUCAUUACUAAGGCUAAUUGCAUGCUUCAUUAGUUAUUUAAUAGCCAGCAAUUAAUGAUCUGAAGGUUGCUUAGUUGAAAGUUAAGCAAAAGUCAGUAUGGCAAGUGAGGAGGGAGGUAUUGCGGGAAUGCUGCUUUGGGGUAUUCACUUUGCCUUUUGAAUUCUUAAAUCCUUUGCAAAUGCAGUGCUUAUUCAAAGUGCGCUGGAAAAAACUUCAAAUAACCUCUUCCUAGAAUGUAACACAAAUUUUUAUGCAAAGUUGUGGGUAAACUUUCCACAUUGUAAAACACCCUACUGAGAUCUGAGAACUAAUAAACUGACAGCCCAACAGCUUUUAAACAAGUUUUGAGAGAGGUGUAUGAAUAAUAACGGGGAAAGUGUGUGUUUGCAUGUAUCUAUCAAUCUAUAAUUUCAGUCCAAAUGUAUAUAUAUUGACUGAAAUUGCCACUGACUGCUUCGAAGGGCCUGCCGCAAUUUCAUCAGUGAAAUUGUUCACAGCUCUGUCUUUCAUGCCUAGACUCAUUGGCCUCCACCAGAAAGAAAAUCUAAGAAUGCAGUGGGCGAUGCUAACCAAAUACAAUGCUCUCAGUUCUCUAGCUUUUGAUGCAAAAUGGAUAGCGACAGAUCUCAUUAUUCGUGGCAAGGUCUGUAGCUACUCUGCCACCACUUCCAUGACAAAGGGGAAAAAAUUAACUGACAUGUUCGCUGCAUUGCCAUUGCAGCACAUAUUCCAAGAAUAAGGGGGCACCUCUUUUGACUGUUGAACAAAACAGUGGUUCUCCUGCCCACUUGGCAAAUAGGCUGCUCCCUUUCCCCUGAUCCAGCCCAUCAUGAGAAGGAAAGGAAUGGCCAUGCAUGGACAGAACAUCUAAGUACAACCACUGUGCUUAAGUCAAAAUUGCACAAUUGGGUAUUGUAUUUUUCCAGGAGGUUGACCGAGUGUUUUUUGACCUUCAUUUUUGGAUUAUAUACACUUGGGCAGUAUUGGGAUGUGUGGGGUAAUUGAAGGAGAGACAGGUGUGCCGGGUCAAUGGGGAGUGCACUUGCUGUCCUCCAUGUGAUGGACCAGGUCAGGGAAGUGGUUUCAUCCAAUCCAGCUCAAAGGCAGCCAGCAUUUCAAGUAGUUAUAAGCACCUCUGGUAAGUUACCAUUUGAUCAUCAGUCUGUGUUCCUGAUGGUCAGUAAUCCUGAAGGUCUAUUCACUGAGCCUAGGACUUGCAGAUCAGAAGGUUGGCAGUUCGAAUCCCCAUGACGGGGUGAGCACCCGUUGCUCGGUCCCAGCUCCUGCCAACCAUGCAGUUUGAAAGCACGUCAAAGUGCAAGUAGAUAAAUAGGUACCACUCUGGCAGGAAGGUAAACAGCGUUUCCGUGCGCUGCUCUGGUUCGCCAGAAGCGGCUUAGUCAUGCUGGCCCCGGAAGCUGUACACCGGCUCCCUCAGCCAAUAAAGCGAGAUGAGAGCCGCAACCCCAGAGUCGGCCACUACUGGACCUAAAGUUCAGGGGUCCCCUUACCUUUACCUUUUAUAAAUACAAAAAAGAAGAUGGUUGGGCAUGUAUAGUAUAUGUACCACAGUGUUUAACACAAAAUAUUAACCAAGAAAUGGCAACCAAGAGAAUGAGAAUAAGAAUAAGAAUAAGAAUAAGAAUAAGAAUAAGAAUAUUGGCCCAUAAUCAAUCUAAGCUUCCCAUGGGAAAAUGAAGCUUAGCAAAUGUUUACGUUACUUGCUUCAGUAUGGUAGGAUUCUUUCGGCUAGCCAUAAAGUUAUAAACUUAUACCCGAAAAGCCUUCUGUGAUUUGUGUUUUCGAGAUCCUGUAGUAUGUUUGUAAAGAGCUGCCGCUGUAGUACUGGUUUUGCUUGGAAAGAGAAGCACUGUUUAUAUAUUCUUUUUAUUUCCACAAUUUAUAUACACUGUAGUCUCUAGGUCGAUAAAGAUACAAAAAAGAUAUGUAAGAUAAAAUAGGUUACAAUUAACCACAACAUCAGAAAAGCUUACAGUUGUACCUCCGCUUACGUAUCCCUCAGCUUAUGUAAACUUCGGGAUACGUAAGCCGCAAACCUAGAAGUAUUUUUCCAGGUUUUUGCCACGCGCACAUGCACAGAAGCGCUCUACCGUGUGUGCACAGAAGCAGUCCCUCCGGUUGCGGAAACCUCGGGAUCCAACCAGAGUUCCGGAACGGAUCCCGUCCGCAACCGGAGGUACCACUGUACUUUAAAUACCUGCUGAAAUAAAAAGGUCUUCUCCAAGUGCCAGAAGUUCAAAAGGGAGGAGACCUCUCUCAGCCAGGAGGUAGGUCCACAGAGUUUAGGUAUUGAAUGGGUACCUCAAGUUCAGGUAUUCAAGAUACCUAGCUAAGAAGCUAGUGCCAACUUACCUGGAACGUAAAUAUGCAGUCAUGUGUGGGGUAAAUAGAAUAAAAUAAAUAAGGAAGGAGUAUUGCAAAGCCAGCGUCAUCGUCAUCAAGCUCCUUCUGAGGUCCACACUGGAGCAGGGAGGUAACGGCCAGGCCUCAGAGCCCUGCUCCUCUUCUUUGAUGUUCACGUUGGUCACUUGCCCUCACCUAGCACUCAAGCGCAAGAAUAUGGAAGAGCGCCCGCUGCAUGCUUUGCCCUCUCUGCAGCAGUAGUGUACAUUUGGCUCAGAAGGAGAGGGGAAGACAAUGGGCUGCGUUGAAUGUAGGAAGGAAUCUGGCCGACUCAAUAAGGGAGGGCACUGAGGGCAUCUUCCACAAAAGAGUGAUGUCAGAAAGGCAACGUAGCCAUUCUCUGUCAUUGUUCCAUCCUCCCCAUUACUGUCAGCACAGCUUUGACACAACCUGGUCUACUGAAACAAAGCACCUAAUAAUUUUUCUGUCAUUUGUCUUAUGCACAGUAUCAUCCAAGGGCUAAUUAGGUAGCAACAGCAAUAGCCGCUUCCUGAGCAAGUGGGCUAGGAUGGAUCAUUAGGCUGCAUUAUAAGUCGGUGGAUUUAGGAGAAGGCCAUUAGAUUGGUUGGCUCACUUGGGUGGGCUUUUAUCUCUCUGCUUCAUCCAUGUAUGAGGUUCAGCCAUUAUCUCCUGCAUCCCACUUUAUAGUGUCUCCAUAUAUACCCAUCACUUAGUCACUGGAAAUAAACUGCCUUAUGUCAUUUAUCAUGUGUAGGAAGUGAUUGUUGUGUAACACAGUGGAAGCCUUUUCUAAUAAUGAUUUGUGGAUGUAGGAAGUUGGUCAUUCAUGAACUAAAGAAGUGUUUUGCUUCAAACCUGUGGUUAAAUUCUUUUAUGGGAUUUAACUGCCACAAGUGCAGGGGGAGGUGGGACACAAGUAUUAUAAAUGAAUGCCAGGAAGGCACACCCACCCACUGCCUACUGUUAGGUGGUGUGAAACAACGACCCGAGUAAAAGAUUGUUGGCAGUGGAGGGGUGUUGGGAGGACCGAACAGCAUGCGCAUGUAUCCUGCACACACACCCCGGCUAGCCUUUUGCUUCUCAGUGUUCUGCCAGCAGUGGUGAAAUCAGAUUUCAUUGUCAUUCCAGUAAAUGGGGAGAGGACACCCUAUUGCCCAUUGCCUCUGGCAGCAAAAUGCCGUGAUCUUGGGUCUCAAAGCUUAGGUCAUACAGUUUCCCAGCUUAUAUCACGACGUAGAUUUAUUACCAAGUGUACUCUAAACAGCUGUACCUAAACCAGGCUCCCUGAUAAAGUGAGCCACCAUGAUGCAUUUGUUUGCAAACACAUGUUCCUACCUUGUUCACUUUAUGUUUUAAGGAUGCAUCAAAAACCAUAAAGUGACUGAAGAGGUUGAUAGUGGAGUUUGGUGUUCUGCACAUGCUGAGAGGAAGUCGAACUGUCAUAUUGCUUCAUGUAAACUGGAGCGAAUCCUGGCCCUGAAAACCAAGGCCCUGGGCUUAAACAAUGCCCUCUGUAACCUUAUUGCAAACACCAAUACCAAUAAUGCAUGCAGGCUCACUAGGUGAGAAAAGCUGCAACGUUGCAGGGCUUUGUCCAUUAAUCUAAACAGUAUCUCAGCAUGUCCAAGUUAAAAUGCUUAAUUAAGGUCUCCACUAACCAUGCAACGAAAGCAAAUUCCCCAAUGGUCUUUCUAAAUUCCAAAGUUCUGUUUUACAAAUGCUAGAAUAGGCUCUGCUGGGAGUAAAUGUUUAUUUAGCUAACAUCUGUUAGUUCCCCUGACAGAAGAAUGAACAUAUAAUUAACUUUUUCCCCUCUCUGUUUAAUAGAUGCAAAAGAUAUUUGAGAAACUUGCAGGAUUCAAAGAAAUCCGUGUAUUAGGAUUUAGGUAA